Ornithorhynchus anatinus (platypus) is the source of this 1659-nucleotide messenger RNA. It is a transcript of the gene IL12A, whose product is annotated as interleukin 12A. The transcript has 5 exons. The coding region runs from base 469 to 1107 and encodes 212 amino acids. Gene Ontology annotation, cellular component: extracellular region. The record is from RefSeq and is a predicted model, not a curated record. Gene Ontology annotation, molecular function: interleukin-12 receptor binding; growth factor activity. Lineage: Eukaryota; Metazoa; Chordata; Mammalia; Monotremata; Ornithorhynchidae. Gene Ontology annotation, biological process: immune response.
AGACGACCCCUGACUGUCCCCCGGACGGCUACUAGCCAACCUCCGGACGGUUCCCCGGUCGACCCCUGGACGGUUCCCCUGCCGACCCCCGACUUAUCCCCCGGACAGCUACUAGCCGACCCCCGGACGGUCCCCCGGACCGUUCCCCGGACUGUCCCCGAGGACGGCCACCGGCCAACCCCCAGACGGUUCCCCGGACGACCCCCGGACUGUCCCCCCGAACGGCCCCGACGGCCCUCGGUUGGAAGCGACCGUCCCUCCCCGCUGCCCCCAUAGCCACGGGGCCAGUGGGAUUGGGGAAGAAGGAUAGGAUGGAGAGCCGGGGGUCGGGGGGCCGCACCGGGCUGGGGAAUCCUGCAGCCCACUGGGCCUGGCCAGACCACCACCCGGGAGGACGACGAGGACGAGGAGGAGGCAGGGUGGAGGGGCCUGCCUGGCACAGGAGCCCUCGACAGCAGCGGGUCACUGAUGGGGCCAACGCCGUCUUUUCCAGGUAUCCUCUUCACUGCUGCCAUUAUCCUGCUGGGACAGCUCAGCUGCCUCAGGACGUACCCGCUGAACCCACAGCCAAACCCUCGGCACCCCGACGUCGCCAAAAAGCUCCUAGGCGCGAUAAGCGGCACUUGGCAGAAGGCAAGUCAAAUAUUGGAACUUUACUCCUGCACCCCUGAAGAGAUUGACCAUGAAGAUAUCACUAGAAACCAAAUAAAUACUAUGAAGGCAUGUUUUCUGGAAGAGUUAACCAAGAAUGGCACUUGCGUGAAAACAGAAGCCUAUCUAAAUCUGAGCCAAAGGUGUUUGAAAAGCAUCUCUGAGGAUCUGGAAAAAUACAAAGUGGAGUUCAAGGCAAUCAAUAAAACUCUUUCAAGUGAUCAUAGGAGGCAGAUUUCUCUAGAUCACAAUAUGUUGGCUGCAAUAGAUGAACUCAUGCAGGCCCUGAAUAUCCCCGCACCUUCGGAAACCCCAGAUACACUCCCCACAUCAACUACAAGUUAUAGGACAGACGAUUUUUAUAAAACCAAGAUCAAGCUCUGCAUACUUCUUCAGGCAUUCAGAAUCCGUGUUGUGACAAUCAACAGACUGAUGAACUACCAGAAUUCUUCUUGAAGUUUGUCAUUAUUGAGCCUUGAAAGUGAUUCCUCGCAAAUAUUAGACCAAAGAAAGCUUAACCGUUGGUGGAAGAAGGGGAGAUGGGAAGAAAUGACAAGAUUCUCUCUGACCACAGCUUAGUCCAUUGCAUUUGAUUAUGUCAAACAUCAAAAAAAUAGUUGGGUACAAUUCACUGCAUUCAACAAAUUUCUCAAAAUAAGUUAUUCAUUUAAGUAUAUGUCGCAACGGAUUGGGGAUAGGUUCCUGUUCAAUUUUCUUGAGCAAAUGCUGAGCAAAUGUUACUGCCCUUCAUGAUCUUUCUUAUAACCAUACUUUAAUAGAGUAAGAUUUAUAAGCUAUCUCUAUCCCAAAAAGUUCUCAAAAAUAUCAAACACUCAAAUAUAACUUAUUUUAGAAUAUUUAUUUAUGAAGUAGAAAGCAUUUGUAAGGAUGUGAAAAUUAAAUUAUAUGUAUUUAUACCAUAAUUUAUUAAAAUAUUUAUUAUCUAGCCAAUUUAGGAAACUACCUUGUGAAUCUGGUUCUUUUGUGAAUAAAAGCAUUUGAAAAAUA